Molecule: messenger RNA, 462 nt
Organism: Plectropomus leopardus (leopard coralgrouper)
Lineage: Eukaryota; Metazoa; Chordata; Actinopteri; Perciformes; Serranidae
Gene: snorc
Product: secondary ossification center associated regulator of chondrocyte maturation
Biological process (GO): cartilage development
Source: RefSeq, a predicted model, not a curated record
CUCCUGCGCUGCCCUGUAGUCUUCUCCUGCUCCUCUCCCAGGGUCAGCUACUUGGUUGAAGUUCGAGGAGUUUUGGAGACGCUCUCGUGCUAUCUGACAUCCCACACAGCCACCAUGGUUCACAGCAGCGGCAUCUGCAGAUUCCUUCUCCUGGUGCUCCUGGGCCUCUUGGUCGCCUUUGUACACACAGAGACAAUCGGAGACGCGACAACCAGAGACAACCAGGACACUAUGUCUGGAGAGCCACCCAGUGACGUCACCACCAAAGACCCUUUCCAGGACAUGACGGAGCAGUCCUUCACCUUCGACUACGAGGACACCACACACUCCCAGGCCCUGGACGAAGAGGAGGGGGUGCUGGGGCCAGGGGCCAUCACAGCUAUUGUUAUAGCAGUCUUCCUGGGAGCGUCUGUCCUCCUCGCCCUCAUCGUCAUCACACUCAGGAAGUUCACUGCCUCCUAG